AGCGGGUAUCGAGGGCAUGUACGGCGCGUUGUGCCAUCGCAUACAACUCAGAGUAAUCACAGUCCACCAAUAUGAUCGCAGCAGUCGCGCGGAGAGCGCUGCGCGCGCGCCCGCUCUGUUUUGGCACCGCUAGCCCAAAUGGUGCAGCACUGCUGACUCGCCGCGCGGCGGCGCGGGGCUAUCUGGCCGCCGCAGGGCCUCAGGGUGCAGCCGCACCCAUCGCGCGCCGCGCAGCAUCGCUCAGAUUGGUCGCCGCGCGGCCGCCUCUGGCACGCCCGCAGCUGUGCGCAACGUUCGCCACCACAUCAGGAGAUGACGACGACCAGAACCGGAGCCUCGACGCGCUCGGGGACGACUUCUUCGAGCGCUCGCGCCUGGAGGACCGAGGGAACCAGCGCGCGACGCCCGCCGGCGAUUUACAAUAUGCCGGCGAGCGGCCCGGCAACUGGGAAGAGUUGCUGGCCGAGGCAGAGGCGUCUUACCCCGAGCGCGCGGGCCCGAGGCGGUCCAAGUACCUGGCGCGCGAGCGCCGGCGCUUCAAGAACAUCCGGCGCCAGCACUACCAGCGCAAGAAAGAGAGAAUGGCAGCCCAUACCAGAAACAUGGCGCGCCGGUCGCGGCUAGCAGAGGCGAGGCGCGGCUGGGACGGCCCGCGCCUGCCGAACCCCUAGGC
Molecule: messenger RNA, 673 nt
Organism: Pelagomonas calceolata
Lineage: Eukaryota; Pelagophyceae; Pelagomonadales; Pelagomonadaceae
Source: the annotation of a GenBank genome assembly